AUGAUUUUCGGAUCAGUGGAAUUAUUUGAAGGCGGGCAACACAGACAGCAUGGCGCCAUGAUGGUUAUGGCGAUGCUCGGUUUCUACUUCGAAGUAUCCCGGGAAGAUCGAGAUACUUAUAUCCGUGUACACAACAGACAUAUAAGACCAGAUAAACUGCAUCAUUUUGAAAAGAUCCGUUCUGACGCUACGCUGCCCUUGCCAUACGACUAUCUUAGUGCGACGCACCCUGCUUGGCAGUUUUGGAGGAGAAUAGGCAAAAGGGGAAUUUCAACUGUUGCUACUUACAAAGACAAGGACCCAAACGGAGAUAUCAUGAAGUCUCUUGGUCAAAAUGAAGAUUUGUUAUCGAAAUACGAUUUAGUUAAGAUCAAUAGUGUAUACGGUGUAGACUGUUUUGUUAACCAACGGCGAAUGAAAAUGUGGAUGAAUCUUUUGCUACAGAAAUAUCGUUUGGCAUUUAUUUUGGCUAUUAUAAGAAAUAAACCCGACGAUAUAAGCGUAGAAGGAUACAUUAGCUCCCUGAGAAGUAAAAUGUGUGAAAAUAUAAAUGACUUUGGUAUAACCGAAGAUGAUUUUAAUUUGAGUGAUGAAACAAAUUUUAUGGACGGCGACGAAUUAAAUGACAGUGUUACUUUAUUAAAGGAUUUUCAUGAUUUGAGCCAAGAUGACGAACAAAGUAAUAUUCAGGACACACCUAUUGAAAAACUACCACUAACCGAGUCGAACCAAAUUGGUGAAUGUUCGACAGUCUCUAGCCACCUAAGCAACGCUCAUAUUGACUUUAAGGAUAUUCUUAAAUCAAGAGAUGAAGGCAAUUUAUGUAAACAGACAGACGAAUUUCAAUCCACAGUCAAGGAUGUGCGGAUCUAUGACUCUCAAAACACUAAUAUGUCUGUUUCAAAUGAUAACUUCACUCAUAUAAGUCAAAGUCAGGACAAUGUCACCAUAGAUUCUACUUUUGUAAGAAAUAAGCGAAAAUCCAAUACCAAAUCGAUUAAUAAAAACAAACUAUUAAGAAAGGCAAGCGCAGAUAAAACAAAAGCCGAAAAAAAUAUGCAAAACAAUUUUGAGAGUGAAAGCGUAAAAACGCAUAUACAUAAAAAUCUCAAACCGAUUCAGUAUACCGAUAUUACAGAAAUAGCCUCUAAUAUUGUAGGCGAUACAGGUAAAGUAAUAGAGGCUGCAACACAAGAUUUAUCACAAGAAACCCAAUGGUACGAAGAUUUUGAAUCUUUGAUUGAUAAUCUAAAUCCAAAUCAAAACCAAGAUAAUAAUUAUCUUGAAACUCAAAGCGUACAAUUCAUUCAUAAAAAAUCUAAACCUAUACAGUAUACGGAAUAUUCUAUAGAACCAGGAAUAAGUAAUGUUACAACUUUGAAUGACAUUAACCGAGAUAAUCAAAUUAUCAGCGAUGACACUUAUUUUAGUCCUAAUUCUAAUAGUACUGCAAUGGAAGUACAACAAGCAAUAAGUAAUAGAAUCGAUUCUAAUGCAAUUGUUUUUAGGCCAGACAAUGUUUCAGCUGAUACCAAAUCUAUGGAAUCUCAAUCAAAUUACUUACCAUAUGAUGCACCAAAUGAAAAUGUACAGAACACGACACAUGUACAUUCAAAUAAACGUACCGUAGACGUGUUGUCUAGUAGACAGGACAUUUUCAGAGCAAAAAAUGCACCAAAUUCAACACUUUUUACCAAUACGACUGGUUAUGUGCAAAACGAAAAUACUUUAGAUUUUUUCACACAACACAGAGAUGUCAAUAGUGGUAUAGAAAUUGAAAUAAUGAACACAAACGGUGAAGAUUCUUUGAAUGUUUUAAAUGACUUCCCUAUGGGGAUAUCAAAAAAUACCUUAACAGAUACGAACAUUUCAAAUGUACGUGACUGUGAUAAAACCGCAAUUAACAAUUCAUUAGGAGUAAACGAAAUAAUAAAAACAAAUGAUUUUAAACGUCUCAAAGAAGACUAUUCACUUACAGCAGCGCAUGAAAUUAAUAAAUUCAAUGUAAAUAACGAAACAGAUCAUACUAAUGACAGUAUAUUAAUUCACAGAAAUGAUGAUAGAAAUUUCUUACUCGACAAAGUUCCAAUGAAUACUCAGCGUAGAAUAAAUGAACUGAAUUCAUUUAACGAAAUAGAACUAACUAAUGAGAGCAUUGCGUUGAAUGAAAAGAAUAAUGAUACUGAGAAUUCACUUAACAAAUUUGGCUUUGAAAAUAUUCAUAGCGACGAAGAAAAUGCAUUGACGGAAUCCCAAGCUGAAAUUGUGCCUUUCAAAGUAAUGGAAGAGUUGAGUAAAGUAAAACAUUAUUUGAAUAAGCUUGAUGUAACUGACUCUGGUUUUAGAAGCAUUCGGUCUAAUAGUGCUUCCCAAUAUGGAUUUUGGCUGAAUCAAUCGUCGCAUUGUCUGUUUGCUUAUUUGUCCCAAACUCCACUGUUGGUUUCAACGAUGGAUAUAAACUAUGAUAUAGCAAAGUUUCUCAAAAACGACGAAAAUGUAGACCGAAUUCUCCUUUUAAACAAAUCACACAACAUAAUUAAGUUUACUUUGGAGAAAAUAAACAAAAUCCUUGUGAAUUUUCAAGAACACUUAGAGAGGGAUUUGAUAGAAUUGGAAAACGUGGAAAAGGCGGAAAACGUAUCGUACAUUUUCCAUUUACUUGAAACACUACUGAAAAGAUACUCAGCGGAAAAUUUGAGCCAGUCUCUUUCUCAGGAAGGAGUUUUCAAAAAGUCCACUCUUACCGAUAUCUGGCGGAAGAAGUGGAGUCUAUGUAAGGCAGAGAGUGAGAGAGAGAUCGCAAAGAAGAAAGAUAUUUUGGAGGAAUGUAGCGACGUGCUGAAUAGGAUUAUUGUUAAAUCCAUGAACGGGUAUAGCUUAGUCGCAUACGCUGCGCUGGAGUGUUUUAAUGUAUUACAAAAUUAA
Leptosia nina is the source of this 2925-nucleotide messenger RNA. The record is from the annotation of a GenBank genome assembly. Lineage: Eukaryota; Metazoa; Arthropoda; Insecta; Lepidoptera; Pieridae.